Manduca sexta (tobacco hornworm) is the source of this 2788-nucleotide messenger RNA. RefSeq names its product phosphoglucomutase-2-like. Gene Ontology annotation, molecular function: magnesium ion binding; phosphopentomutase activity. Lineage: Eukaryota; Metazoa; Arthropoda; Insecta; Lepidoptera; Sphingidae. Gene Ontology annotation, biological process: carbohydrate metabolic process; purine ribonucleoside salvage. The record is from RefSeq and is a predicted model, not a curated record.
AUCUUUAAGUUUUAACAAAUCUUUAUUACUAUAGAAAUAGAGUUCUUUUUUUGUAUACAACUAAAUACAGUAAAAUUGUCUUCAUUGGACUGAAUUCUUUGACAUUCGUGAAUUAUUGUAGUUGUGAAUAAACGACGAAAACAAUAGAUUCGACUGUUUAUUUGCUGGAAAUAAGUGUUCAGUUCAAACAUUGUUUAUUUGCUCAUGCAAAAGUUAAUUUACGAAUUACUAAAAUAAAUCUUUUUUGCAAAAGCGGUGCAAAACUUUUACUGCCGGUGAACUGAAUUUUCUGCAAUUAUUUCAUUACAAUGUCUGAGUGUAACAGCGGCGACUUGAAAUUAGAUGCGGCAGUGAACAGCUGGUUAAAACAUGACAAGAACCCAACCACUCGCCAAGAGGUCCUAGAUGACAUUGCCAGCUCAAAAUGGGAGAAGUUAAAGAAGACAAUGCUCCAUCGUCAGAAGUUCGGCACUGCUGGUCUCCGAGGCCGCAUGGGCGCCGGAUACACAUGCAUGAAUGAUGUUGUAGUGUUGCAGACUGCACAGGGUCUGUGCUCAUAUAUUCAGAAGUUAUGCAGUCAAACUCCUUUACAUAACGUUGUCAUUGGUUUUGAUGGAAGGCAUCACAGCAAAAGGUUCGCAGAGCUAACAGCGAAGGUAUUCGUCUCAGCAUCGAUUCCGGUGCAUCUGUUCUCGGCAGUGUGCCCGACGCCGCUGGUAUCGUUUGGUACGAUACUGUACGACGCCGCGGCCGGUGUGAUGGUCACCGCAUCCCACAACCCCAAAGAGGACAAUGGAUAUAAAGUGUACUGGGGGAACGGAUCGCAGAUAAUUUCGCCGCACGAUGAAAAUAUACUGGACGAGAUACUGCAGUGUUUGGAUAUACCAGACGAACACUGGGACAUAUCAGAGAUCCGCUCGCACGAGCUAAUAAAGGAUUGCCACGACGAGGUGACGUCGAAGUACAUGGAGUACAUUCGCGACAGUCUGCAUUCUGACGUGGUGGAGAACAACAGAUCAGCUGCGGUAGACACUGUGUACAGCGCCAUGCACGGAGUGGGAUAUCAAUACGUCGUCAAAGCCUUCGAAACGGCAGGUCUGAAGAAACCGAUAAGUGUGAAAGAACAACAAGACCCGGACCCGGAGUUCCCGACGGUGACGUUCCCGAAUCCCGAGGAGUUGCAGUGCCUGGAGCUGAGCAUGGCAUUAGCUCAGCAACAUAACGUCAGACUCGCGCUCGUCAAUGAUCCCGACGCUGACAGGCUCGCCGUCGCCGAAUAUGACGAGCAAUCUGCCUCAUGGAAGAUCUUUACUGGUAACGAGAUGGGAUCGUUGCUGGGCUGGUGGCUGCUGCGGCAGUACUACCGGCGGCGGCCGGACGCGUCGCCGGACCACGUGUACGUCAUCUCCAGCAUCGUCAGCUCCAAGAUGUUGCGCGCCGUCGUCGAAGGGAAGGGACAGUUCGUCGAGACCUUAACUGGGUUUAAAUGGAUGGGUAACACGACCCUUCUGCUGUCACAACAGAGCAAGACGGCGGUGUUCGCGUUCGAGGAGGCCAUCGGGUACAUGUGCAACGCAAGAGUGCCAGACAAGGACGGCGUGUCGGCCGCCGUACACGUAGCUUCAUUAGCAUCUCACUUGUACGCAAAAGGUUCGUCCCUCAACCAACAAUUGCAAGCGUUGUAUGCCGAGUACGGAUACCACGUGUCUUACAACGCGUACUACAUCUGCCACGAGCCGGCAGUCAUACAGAAGAUAUUCAGGCGGAUAAGGAACUACCAUGGACCGGGGGAGUAUCCAAGGCAAGUGGGUUCACAUGAGAUAGUGUUUAUAAACGAUUUCACUGCUGGAGUGAAGAUACCGGAAGAGACUAACGGCGGACCGCACUUGAGUGUGCUCGGCACCGGCCUGGACCAGGAGUACACGAGCGGCGAGAUGAUCCUCCUGCGCACGCGCGGCGGGCUCGCGCUCACCGCGCGCACCAGCGGCACCGAGCCCAAGCUCAAGUACUACAGCGAGCUCGUCUGCGACGCGCCCACCGCCGGGGACCAAAUGCAAAUGAAGGAAAAACUAAAGGAGAUGGUGGAAGAAUUUGUUGAAGAGCUCUUACAACCGAAAGAGAAUGGUUUGUUGUAAGAUAAUUUAUUUUUAUAGCACUAUAAUGGUAUAUUAUAAUUGUUAUUUUUCGUAUACUUGAUGUUACUUGUUUAUAUAAUCACAUCGUUUUGCAGCCCUACGAUAUGAUAAAACUGUUGACGAGGGUCGGUAGGUAAUAUACAGGGUUGUUUUGAUAUAAUAACGAAUAUUUUCACCAACAAUCCUUUUAGUUUUCUGAAUUUCUGAUCAUUUUGUAGUAUAAUGCGAACAUGGCGCGUGCGUGAGUGUAUUUCUGACUGAAAGUAUGAUGCCGCUGCAAAGAAUUCUCUUAGAGUAGUACUCGUGGCUUUAGGGCGCGUAAAAUUAAAAUUAAAUUUUAUUAAUAUUUAUUUUGUUCGAAACUUCACUUUUUUAUUUUACAUCUACGGCUGUUGUAACUUAUUGUAAAGUAUUAUUUCUAAGUAGAUAAGUAUGUGGUUUCAUUUAGUAACGCGAUGUCAAAAUGACCCUGUAUAACAAAUUAACAAAUGGGUACAAUUUAUAUGCAAUCGGGUUUACAUGAUGAUUUUUAAACCAUACGAUCAUAUUUUAUUUUCAUUUCACAUUUUACAUAUUGUUCUAAACAUUUUUUAUUGAGAUGUUGUUGUAACAUUUGUGUAUCAUUUCUCUUAAAGUUUUUUAAUCUUAGAUUA